AUGCAGUGGUCUAACACGCUCCUGGGGCAGCUUUUAGUGCCCUUUCUUUUCCUAAUAAAUUAUACAAAAGCAUAUGAGUAUCAUUGUGACAUUCCAGCUCUAUCGUCUGGUACCGCUGGUUUCAGAGCAAGAUUUUUUCCAUACUACUACCCUGAAUACAGUAAUCUGUACUCACCUUUAGAUUAUCUUUUUGAUGUCUAUGAUGAAAUAAACAAUGAAAUAGCCACCACAUCAGGUGUCACAGAUAUUAAUUUUAGCUACACCGAUCACUCUGCAGGUACCAUCGCCUGGGGUGAAGUUUAUGGUGUACCUAUAACUAUUUCUAAUUUUACUUUAGAAUUAACUGGUUAUUUUGUUCCACCUGUUUCUGGUAAUUAUGCAUUUGAAUUUUUCGAUACCGAUGAUUCUGCUUUAUUACUUUUUGCUAAUCCAUCUGCCUUUACUUGUUGUAACGCUGACGAAAGUGCAGCCGAUUAUGAUGAUAUUAGCUUAAAUGCCGUUAAUCAAUGGGCUACUAACGAAAGAAGAUAUAUCGAAGGUUAUUUGGAAGCUGGUUAUGCUUACCCAUUGAAAAUCGUGUACUUCAAUAUUGGUUAUAUUGGUAUCCUAAAUUUACAAUACACAGAUCCAGAAGGUGAAAUCCAUACUGACUGGAAAGAAGCAGUUACCUUUUAUGAUAAUCUAGAAACAGAUUGUCCUGCUACACCACAGGCUACUAGUACAACCACUAGUUAUUGGACAGGUUCGGUAACCACAACUUUUAACAUGAUUACUACUACGUAUGUUGGUACUGAUGAUUUGACCACUACAGAAACUAUAUAUACAGUGUUAACUCCAACUAAAGCUGAUACUGAUUAUACUUAUACUCAUGGUACUAAUAGUUUCGUAACGACUGUUUCAACGACUGUCAAAACUAAAACAGGUAUGGAUGGCGAAGAAACAACCGAGACAACUUAUUUCAUUGAAACUCCAUCAGAUGAAUCAAUUGCAUCCACGGCAACAAAAUGGACAGGUACUUACGUAACAACUUAUUCAACUUUGAUUAGUACAUCCACUGGUGAAGAUGGUUUUGGUACUACUGAAACAACAUAUUUUGUUAAUACCCCUACUGCAGAAACUACUUUUUAUUCAACCACUGCAGGUUCAGGCUCAACUAUUAGAACAUAUUCUACUAUUAUCUCAACUUAUACCGGAAUAGAUGAAAUAGAAACAACAGAAACAACAUACUUCGUUGAAACACCAACAUAUGACACCACAACUACACAUUUCACUGAAUGGACUGGGAAAACAACUAAAACUUAUUGGACUAUAACCUCCAUAACAACAGGUGACGACGGUUACGAAUCAACAACAACAAUUUACUUAGUUGAAACUCCUGUUAUCCACGAAAGUCAUGUAUCAUACACUGAAUGGACAGGAACUUUUAUUUCCACAUAUAGUUUAACUACUGAUGUUCAUCUAGGUACUGAUGGUAUUUUAACAUCCGAUACAAUUUACUAUAUUGAAACACCUUUCUUUGAAGAAUUUACGACAACUUACACUGAGUGGACAGGAACUUUCGUUAGUACCUACUCUACUACAGUCAACUAUUAUACUGAUAGUGAUGGUAUUGUAACAUCAGAAACUACAUAUUUUGUUGAAACUCCAUAUUAUGAAAUACAAACAACUAUAACAACAGGUUGGACAGGUACGUAUGUCAACACAUAUAGUACAGUGACAUCUUUCUUCACAGGUUCAGAGGGGUUCCCAUCAACAGAGACGACAUACUAUGUACAAACACCAUAUGAACGAACCACUACCACCACAUAUACCCAUGGUACCGUCACUGAAGACGCUACUGUCUCCACCAUUCUUUCAACUACCGUCGGUACUGAUGGGGAAACUACCAUCGAGACUACUUUCAUAGUCGAAACUCCAAGUAACGAAGAAAUCACUACUACAUACACUCAGAGCGAUGUCACUCAAACUUCAACUAUCUCCACCAUUGUUACUACUGUCACCGGCAGCGACGACAAGCCAACCACCGAGACCACAUUUGUUGUUGUGACACCAAUCGACAAAACCACUACUACUGAAUACACUCAUGGUACCGUGACCGCAGAUACCACUGUCUCCACCAUUCUUUCAACUACCGUCGGUACUGAUGGGGAAACUACCAUCGAGACUACUUUCAUAGUCGAAACUCCAAGUAACGAAGACAUCACUACUACAUACACUCAGAGCGAUGUCACUCAAACUUCAACUAUCUCCACCAUUGUUACUACUGUCACCGGCAGCGACGACAAGCCAACCACCGAGACCACAUUUGUUGUUGUGACACCAUACACAAGCAACUAUUACAGUUAUGUAAACUCAACCAAUAGCAUUAGUACUGAAGAAUCUUCGAAUAUAUCAGAUGUUGAAACAACAAAGUUUGAUAUUACUAGUAGAGACUCAACAAAAAGUCAAACGACAGAAAUUGCUAAUUCAACAUACUCAACAUUGACUAAAACUAAAAGUUCAACUUUCACCAGUUAUACUACCGUGAGUUGCGAAACAAUUACUGAUAGUAGUGGUUCCAUCAUUUUGACGGCUACACAUACGAUAACUUGUACAGAGACAGAGUGUAUCUAUCAAUCCUCUUCAGGCAAUAUAGUAGAAGAUAAAACAACCGGCAUAACAGAUGUUACCACAACUGCAGAUAAUAUUGCCAAUGAUCAGACUAAUAAGCUAUCAUCCACCGUACAAACUGAUGGAUCUACAGCAGCAGCCACAACAAGUUUCAAUUCUAAAAAAAGUUCCACAACUUCUGCUUCGACUCCACUAUUACAAUAUGAAGGUUCGACAUCAUCGAGCUCAGCUCAUACAAUCGAAGUCAGUUCAUACCUCGGCUUGGCUAACAACAAUGUCUCUCAUUCAUUAAUAUCAAUGGUAUUAAUGUUCUCCUUCUCCUUAUUCCUGUAG
Molecule: messenger RNA, 2943 nt
Organism: Tetrapisispora phaffii CBS 4417
Lineage: Eukaryota; Fungi; Ascomycota; Saccharomycetes; Saccharomycetales; Saccharomycetaceae
Exons: 1
Coding region: 1-2943 (980 amino acids)
Biological process (GO): flocculation
Source: RefSeq, a predicted model, not a curated record